Messenger RNA from Peronospora matthiolae, 903 nucleotides. NCBI's taxonomy places the organism in Eukaryota, Oomycota, Peronosporomycetes, Peronosporales, Peronosporaceae. The record is from the annotation of a GenBank genome assembly.
AUGGACGCCUCCUCCCUCCGCAUCUCCAAGUUCGAUGGAACUAACUUCCACGCCUGGAAGUUCAAGAUGCAGAUGGUGCUGGAGGAACGGGACCUAUGGGAGGUCGUCAGCGGUGAGAUCAAGGCGGAACAGUGCGAGACUCAGUUGGACCAAGCGACGUACAAGAGGAAGUCAAGAAAGGCGAUGGCAGUGAUCUGUCUAGCCAUGGAAGAUUCCCAGCUACCGUUGGUCCGGUCGACAAGUGGUGCAUGCGACGCAUGGUCAAGGUUGGAAGACCACUUCGAGAAGAAGAGUCUUGCCAACAAGCUGUUCUUGCGCCGUCGCUUCUUCACGACAAUGAUGGAAGAAGGCGACGAUGUGCUCGAACACAUCAACAAGCUCAAGACGCUGGCGGAACAGCUAGAAGCGGUGGGGGAUCCAGUCUGCGAGGACGAUCUGGUGAUCACACUCCUCGGCAGCCUGAGUGACUCGUAUCAAUUCUUGAUCACAGCUUUGGAGUCGCGCUCAGACACUCUUAGCUGGGAGCUCGUGACGUCUCGACUGCUUCAUGAAGAAAUGAAGCGGAAGGAGCAAGGAAGUAAAGGUGAUGAAGCUUCGCAAGGUCAAGCGUUCAUCACAAGGGACAAUCAGUGCAAAGGGCGACCAGUGAAGAAGUCCUGGCCGUGCCACAAUUGCGGAAAGAUUGGUCACUGGAUGGCGGAGUGCCCCUCGCGCAUCCAAGAAAACACGGAGAGAGACACCGGCCACAGCGUGCUCAAGACAGCGGCGACCGCUAUCGAUCACAACGUGCAAACGUCGCUCAAGAAGAAGACUCGGGCGACUACCUCUUUUCGAUCGGUGAAACGACAUCUGCGAAAUCGAGCGACAUCUGGCUGGUCGACUCCGGGGCGACGCAGCACAUGA